GGCUGUGCUCUGCGCCUCUGCCGCAGGGGGGCGCUGCCGCCCUUGCCCGGCGCUGGCGCGCUGCUGGCGGUCCCCGCGGCAGGGCGUGCCACUUGCAAGAUGUCCGUGAGCCGCGGCCAGCGGCCGUCGCGGCGGGGGACCCGCCUCUCCUGGCUGCUGUGCUGCAGCGCCCUGCUGUGCCCGGCCGCCGGGUACGUGAUCGUGAGCUCCGUGUCCUGGGCUGUCACCAACGAGGUGGACGAGGAGCUGGACAGCGCUUCCACCGAGGAGGCGCUGCCCGCGCUGUUGGAGGACUCGGGCAGCAUCUGGCAGCAGAGCUUCCCGGCCUCUGCUCACAAGGAGGACGCGCACCUGCGGCCCCGGGCGGGCGCCCCCCGCACCAAGCAGCCCCAUGCGCCACUGGGGAUGUUCUCCUACCGGCGGGAGAGCCGCCAGGCGGCCAGCGGCGCGUCCCCCGGCCCGAGGCUGCGCGCCGGCACCGCCCGCUCCCUGGCCCACGCCAGCGCCUGGGGCUGUCUGGCCACCGUGUCAGCCCACGAGAAGAUCCAAGGACUGCCCUUUGGGAACUGCCUGCCCAUCAGUGACGGCCCCUUCAACAACAGCACUGGGAUUCCUUUCUUCUACAUGACAGCCAAGGACCCUGUAGUGGCCAAUCUGAUGAAGAACCCAAUGGCCUCACUGAUGCUGCCAGAAUCAGAAGGAGAAUUCUGCAGAAAAAACAUCGUAGACCCAGAAGAUCCCCGAUGUGUAGGGUUAACGCUCACUGGACGGAUGAUGGCAGUGUCUCCAGAAGAAGUGGAAUUUGCCAAGCAAGCCAUGUUUUCAAGGCACCCAGGAAUGAGGAAGUGGCCCCGUCAGUAUGAAUGGUUCUUUAUGAAGAUGAAGAUAGAACAUAUCUGGCUUCAGAAAUGGUAUGGAGGUGUAUCCAAUAUUUCAAAGGAGGAAUAUUUCAAAGCAGUUCCCAGGAAGGCCUGAUGGAGUAAGAAAAAAGUCCUUGGUGUUUGCAUGAAAAAUGAAAACCUCUGAAGUGAUGCUUCCAGACAGCUAUUGACUGCUGUCUCUUUGUUGAACAGUUCAUAGCAGAAUGAGAGAGGGUGGACAGGGAACCCUGUGCUAGAUUUGAGAAUAAAGUGGUCGUUGGCAGAUCACCAACUCACACAGUACUUCACAGAGAUAGUCUUUGUUUACGUGUAUUCAAUCCAGACUCACCUACUUGGAAAUCAUUAUUGGCUGUCAAGAUGACAUGUUGAGACUGUUGCUCCUUCAUUCUUUAAGAAAAAAAAAAAUUAUGCCUAUAUGUAAAUGUGAUUGCUUUGUAUUGUGAGAGUAUUUUUGCUGCUUGCUGUGCCAAAAGCAGUCUUGAUUCUAAGCUCCUUGCAAUCACAAAGGAGCUGAAUAUGAAUCCCACAACCACAAUAUUGUAUUUAGGGUGCUGGUAGAAGACUGUUUGUCCAUGGAUUACAUAUCCUGCUACUGCAUUGCACAUGCAUUGUCAUAUUAGUUAGAAUGUUCUAGUCACUUGCAGAGCUUUUUUCCCACUGUAAUAUGAAAAUCAGCCUAAGAAUACACACAGCUUGUGCAUGGCCCUUCUGUACAUAAGUGGCCCAUGGCAUUGAAGAGGCAGGGAUAGCUGCAGCAUUAAGUUCCCCAGAUCCCUGAUGGUCAUGCUUCUGACAAAGGUCCCCUCGUACGUGCAUGAACAGUGGCAUACAAAAUAAGAAGCACCUCAAUCUGCAGUGUGGAGAGGACAGAGGGGGAGUUAGGAAAGCAGAAGCAACAUGUCAGAAAAGGAAGGAAAAUCAGCAACUGGAGACCUGCUCUGCUCCUUCCUGGGCCAGGCCCUCCCCAGUGAGGUGCAUGUCCUCGUUGUUGCUUACAAACAGGGCAGCUGAGGCCCAGAGAGGCUAAGGCCCCAUCCUAAGGUCUGACUCCAGAGCACAGGGUGGGCACAGUACUUCAGAGAACAUUUCCAGUUUUUUUAAAAAAAUGAAUUGAAAUGCACAGAUAUAAACUGAACCAGGAAUUUCAGUAAAAUUGGAAAAGAAAACGAUUGGCUUGCCUUGAAAUGAUUUGUCACUGCUUUCAGGGGGAAAAAAAAAGGCCUGCUUUCAGAAAACAAACCAUCUCUGAAAUUUGAUUCUUGCUACUGAUUUUAAAUUUUCUACAAAUUGUAUGUAGGGGCUCCUGGUGUUUGCAAGAAACUAGUCUUACCUGUGUACACUCUUAAGGCCUACAUGGACCUAUGUAUAUAAAUCCAAGACUUAUAAUUGAAACCUGUACAGGAUCUAGCAGUACCCAAAUUUUCUGUCUUUCUAUUAUAGCUAUAAACUCUCAUUGGUGGAUUCAGUAUGUUGUAUGGCAUAAAAAUACAUCACUAUAUAUGAGAAAUUUGUCAAAAAAAGUGUUAUUAAUGUUAUAUACUUUGUUUAACAAAAUAAGACAUGAUGAGAAUUUGAGUUGUCAAAAUAUGUUAAGUGCCUAUACUAAAAACAUAGUAAAAUACACAGAAUUCUUUACUUGUCAUAAGCCAAUUCUCAAGAGUUCCUAACGAUGGUGAUUUCUAAUACAUAAGAAUAAAGUAACUUAGAGGGUAUUUCAUAUUUACAAAGCUUAAAAUCAUUGCUGCCCUCAAUUUAGACUAAGGGGGAAAGCUAGAACAAACCACAUACUUAAAAUACUCCAUAGGUCAACCUCAAACCUUAACUCCUGAAGCAUCACUGCCUCUUGGCUCUGUCCUACAAAUAAUGUCUCUGAGCUGGGUUUGCUUCUGUAGUUCCAUUUAGCUCCUUAAAAGUCACUGCUGCUUCAAGGAGCUCUGCAAAAUGGGAAGUGUAUUAAAACUAUGCAUCAUAGCUGUUUAUCCAAAUUACAGGAAAUGUGGUGAAUAAAGCCCUUCCUCUUAUUAAAAAAACAAAAACAAAUUACAGGAAAUGAAAUCUGAACAGCUUGGAUGAUAAGAAUAGUGUUGAAAAUUCAGAGUUUUAAGUCUGAUGGACCCCAUUCAGACAAGUAUGUUUCAGGAAAUCUUUAGAACUCUACAUCGAUUAAAAUUUUAAAGGCUGUACUGGAAGUUCUAGCCAUGGCCAUAAGACAAGAAAAAGAAAUAAAAUCAGAUUAGAAAGAAAAAAAUACAAGUACCCUU
This is a messenger RNA of Nycticebus coucang (slow loris), 3142 nucleotides long. It is a transcript of the gene CREG2, whose product is annotated as cellular repressor of E1A stimulated genes 2. The record is from RefSeq and is a predicted model, not a curated record. Bases 100 to 975 code for a protein of 291 amino acids. The transcript is spliced from 4 exons. NCBI's taxonomy places the organism in Eukaryota, Metazoa, Chordata, Mammalia, Primates, Lorisidae.